This is a messenger RNA of Rhododendron vialii, 2477 nucleotides long. RefSeq names its product polyadenylate-binding protein 3-like. Lineage: Eukaryota; Viridiplantae; Streptophyta; Magnoliopsida; Ericales; Ericaceae. Bases 253 to 2193 code for a protein of 646 amino acids. Gene Ontology annotation, molecular function: RNA binding. The record is from RefSeq and is a predicted model, not a curated record. Gene Ontology annotation, cellular component: ribonucleoprotein complex. The transcript is spliced from 7 exons.
GGAAUCGGUUCCAACACCGACUCCCCCGCCCUCUCUCUCUCUCUCUCUCUACAAAAAUAUACAGACACACACACACGUACUCCUUGCCCACUGCCUCCACCCUUUGGCCCUCGCCACCACCAUCACAAAACAAACACUCGUUAAUCCUACAAAACACAAACCCUAACCCUACGAAUCCAUCUCCUCCCUUUGUUUCCGCCGCAUUGGUCCAUUCCGUCUCGAACUCCCGACCACUCGCGGAACACCGAAAAGAUGGCGACGGCGGCGAUUCCGACACCGUCCGCCACGCCUCCGCCGACGCCUCAGGCGGCGGCGGCCGGAGGCCUCGCCAAUGCGUCCCUGUACGUGGGGGAUCUCGACCCGAGCGUGAUCGAAGGGCAACUGUAUGAUCUGUUCAACCAGGCGGCUCAAGUGGUGUCGGUUAGGGUUUGUAGGGACCAGGCCAGACGGACCUCGCUCGGUUAUGCUUACGUCAAUUUCGGAUCAGCGCAAGAGGCUGCUAAUGCCCGGGAGCUUUUAAAUUUCACACCUCUCAAUGGGAAACCUAUCAGGAUUAUGUUUUCCCAUCGAGAUCCAAGUACUCGGAAGAGUGGAUAUGCAAAUGUAUUCAUCAAGAACUUGGACACAUCUAUAGAUAACAAGGCAUUGCAUGAAAUUUUUUCUGCCUUUGGCACUGUGCUUUCAUGCAAGGUAGCAAUCAAUGGCAAUGGUCAAUCAAAAGGGUAUGGGUUUGUGCAAUUUGACCAGGAGGAAGCUGCACAGAAUGCAAUAAAACGGUUGAAUGGCAUGUUGGUAAAUGACAAACAAGUUUAUGUUGGCCUUUUUGUUCGUCAUCAGGAAAGGAAUCAAGCAAAUGGAUCAACAAAGUUCACUAAUGUUUAUGUCAAAAACUUAUCUGAAUCGACUACUGAUGAGGACCUUGAGAAAAUGUUUGGCAAGUAUGGUCCUAUAACCAGUGCAGCUGUUAUGAGAGACUCAACUGGAAAGUCCAAAUGUUUUGGUUUUGUGAACUUUCGGGAUCCAGAAGCGGCUGCUGCUGCAGUAGAGAACUUGAAUGGUACCUCUUUAAACGAUGACAGAGUUUUGUAUGUAGGGAAAGCUCAAAGGAAAGCAGAAAGGGAGGCGGAAUUGAGAGGCAAAUUUGAACAGGAAAGAACCAGUAAAUAUGACAAAUUACAAGGUGCUAACUUGUAUCUGAAAAAUCUUGAUGAAAGCAUAAAUGAUGAAAAGUUGAAGGGCUUAUUCUCUGAGUUUGGAACCAUAACGUCAUGCAAGGUCAUGCUUGAUUCACAAGGGGUGAGCAAGGGUUCUGGUUUUGUGGCCUUUUCUGCCCCUGAGGAAGCUACAAGAGCCCUGAAUGGGAUGAAUGGAAAGAUGAUUGGUCAGAAGCCUUUAUAUGUUGCUGUGGCCCAGCGCAGAGAAGAAAGGAAGGCACACUUGCAGGCACAUUUUUCUCAGGUACAAGCACAAGGUGGGAUGACACCUUUGCCUGCAGGGAUGCCUGUAUUUCACCCGGGGACACCUAGGCUUGCUCCUCAGCAGUUUUAUUAUGGUCAAGGUGCGCCUGGUCUGCUGCCACCUCAGCCUGCUGGCUACGGCUUCCAGCAACAGGUCUUUCCUGGUAUGCGCCCAGGUGUUGCCCCAAACUUCAUUAUGCCAUUCCAACUUCAUAGGCAAGGUCAACCUGGACAGCGAGUAGGACCAAGGGGAGGUGGGAAUCCUCAACAGCAGAUGCAGCAGCAGUUUAUUCAUCGCAACUCCAACCAAGGCUUUAGAUACGUGGCCAACUCACGGAAUGGUAUGAAUCAUUCUAUGGUUCCUCAAGGUCUCAUGGGUCCCAUGAUGCCAUUGCCUUACGAUGUUUCGGGGAUGUCAACGACUCCGUCAGAUGUUCAGCGUCCUGGGCCAGUAACGAUGUCAACGCUUGCUUCUGCUUUGGCUUCUGCUACACCAGAGAAUCAGCGCUUGAUGUUGGGGGAACAGCUAUUUCCGCUGGUGGAGCGCCUUGAGCAUGUCAAUGCGGGAAAAGUGACAGGUAUGAUACUGGAGAUGGACCAAACGGAGGUUCUCCAUCUGAUCGAAGCUCCAGAUGCUCUGAAGAAGAAAGUGGCCGAGGCAAUGGAUGUCCUCCUUUUAACAUCAUCGGGAUCUGAUGUUGGUGAUCAACUUGGUUCACUGUCCUUGAACGAGUGAUCCCUGCCCAAUUUUGCUUGCUUAUUACAUUUGUUCCUGCGCCUCAGAGCCCAACUGGGUUUUUUUUUGGUAGGGCUUGAUGAGCUAUAUGAUUGGUUUUGGUGUUUUCUUCUGCACUAAUUUCUAGUGCCUGCUUCAUCUCUGUGGCCAGCGUAUUGGCUGCUGACUUACUUUUUUGGUUUCUGACUUGAUAUGAGAUUUUGAAGACCUGGGAAUUAGUAGGAUUAUUAUUGUUACUGCGAAUUCGUUUAGAUGAUGAUAUGAGGUAAUCUACCAUUUUGAUA